This is a messenger RNA of Oppiella nova, 2891 nucleotides long. The record is from the annotation of a GenBank genome assembly. Lineage: Eukaryota; Metazoa; Arthropoda; Arachnida; Sarcoptiformes; Oppiidae.
CGGCAAUGGCUGUCCUUUCGUUCAGUGAAUUGCUGUCAAAGGGAUUGUUGUUUUCACGCGAAUCGCGAAAAGCGUUAGUUUUCUCAAUGAAUUGCGACAACAAUUAGAUUUUCGGCCACAUUUUGGACACACUUUCGGACGGAAACGGAAACGAAAAACGCUUUCGUCUCGUGAGACGAAUGAAUCGCAAAAAUCGCGAAUUUUCGCUGAAAUAAUGACAAAAGUAAGUGAACUCCGAGUGAGUGGCGAACACUCGUCACGUGACCCACGCUCUCAGCGCUCGCAUCCCUGUCCCCUCUCUCUGCCUACCAGUGCUCUCGCUCUGAGUGCCGCUGUGGAGAGCUGUCAGUGCGCUCCCAUUGGACACACCUUUCAAACGAGAGUUUCUUUGUUUGAAAACUCAUUUUCUUUCUCUUCUCUCGUCUUUUGUUCUCAACUUUUUUCUCUCAUUUUUGGCCCAAUUUUAACCAUUUAUUUACAUUUUAUUUACACUUUUGACACGAGUUUUACACCUUUUUUACGCCAAUUCCGGCCGAAUGUCCGCUUUUGGGCCCAUUUUUGCCUAAUUUUACACUCGUUUUGUUGAAUACCUUUUGUUUUGUUAUCCGAUUUUUGACUCCUUUUUCUCUCUCUUCUCUCACGACUCUCCUGUCGUUCUCUUCUGUCGUUCUGUCGCUCUCUCUGUCGCUCACUCUCUCCGACACCCACUCUCUCGCACUCUCCGACACCCGCGCGAAGAGGGGAGCCGACGAAAUCUCGAUGGACUCGACGGCCGUUACGACAGACGUAGCCGUGAAGACGGAGACGACGCCAAUGACGACGACGGGGACGACAGUGAACGGCGUCGUCGCCCAACAGACGACGGACGACGCGCUGGUCGUCGACAACAACAACACGAUCACUGAAAACAAUAACGAAAUCGCGAAGAAAGUGAAGUACGACCAGAAGGAGGACCACGUGAACAACAACCACCACCAGAGCGCGCGGGGGGCGCCGCCCGUCGUGCCCAACCCGGCGGUGAAGUCGCGUGUGGUUCACGUCCGCAACAUUCCACUCGACACCAGCGAACACGAUCUCAUCCAACUGUCGGGCGGUUUCGGACGCGUCACCAAUUGUCUCAUCCUCAGGGGCAAGUCGCAGGCCUUCGUGGAGUUCGCAGACGCGCUUUCGGCGCAACAAAUGGUGAACUUCUGGCUCUCGUCGACAGUGGCGGGCAUUCCGUCACCGAUGCAGCCCAACAUCCGCGGCCGUCACGUGUUCUGCCAGCUGUCCAAUCACAAGGAGCUGAAGACCAACGGCCAGCACGUGAUGCACAACAACCUGCAGAACGAUCACAUGUCGUCGUUGGGUGUCGUCCACGGGGACGGCGCGUCGUCUCCGGCGACGAACGGGACGUCACGGGAGCCGUCGUGUGUGUUGCGAGUGAUCGUCGAGAACCUGAUGUACGCGGUGUCGCUCGAGAUCUUGCAUUCGGUGUUCUCGCGCGCGGGAAAAGUGGCCAAAAUCGUGACGUUCACGAAGAACGGCUCCUUCCAGGCGCUCAUCCAGUUCGCGGACGGCAGGGACGCCGUGAGCGCCAAACAGCUGCUCGACGGCCAAAACCUCUUCCACCCGAACGCCAACACUCUUCGCAUAGAGUUCUCGAAACUGCAACAAUUGAACGUCAAGUACAACAAUGACAAGUCGCGCGACUACACGAACCCCGCGCUCCCGCACAACAACGCGCACGACGUGAUGGCGGCUGUCAACCAGCAGACGCAGGACCAGCUCAUGACGUCACUGCUCGGCCAACAGCAACACCCGUCACAACACCCGCAGAGCGCGCAACAGCUCUUCUCCGCGUUUCCCAUCAAUCAGCAGACGCUGCGCGCACUCAACCCCAUCCACGCCCUGAACGCCCUCCAGAGCUCGCAGUUGGGCCAACUGGGCGCCCACCUGGGGCUCGGGGCCAACGGCAUGGGCGGCGGGGGUCUGGGCGGCGCUUCAGCCGUUCUUCUCGUCUCCAAUCUCAACGAAAGCACGACGACAACUGACGCUCUCUUCACUCUUUUCGGCGUCUACGGAGACGUCAUUCGCGUGAAGAUCCUCUUCAACAAGAAGGACAACGCGUUGGUACAGAUGGCGGAACCGGCGCAGGCGCAGUUGGCACAGACCUACCUGGACAAGGUGAAGCUGUCCGGACGCGUCAUUCGCGUCACGCCUUCCAAACACCAAUUGGUCCAAAUGCCCAAAGAGGGCCAACACGACGCCGGCCUCACCAAAGACUUCUCGCAGUCAUCGCUGCACCGCUUCAAGAAGCCGGGCUCCAAGAACUUCGGCAACAUCUACCCGCCCUCCGCAACCCUCCAUCUCUCCAAUAUCCCCGCCUCCGUCCACGAGGACGACAUCCGCGCCGCCUUCACGCGCGAAACCGCCGCUCCCGUCGUGGCCUUCAAGUUCUUCCCCAAAGACCGCAAGAUGGCGCUCAUUCAGCUCCAGUCCGUCGACGACUCCAUUCACGCGCUCAUCAAAAUGCAUAACUACCAACUGUCCGAGUCGUCGCACCUGAGGGUCUCGUUCUCCAAGUCCUCCAUUUAGGACCACAAACACCAAAACAACACUUAAAUCAUGUUUUCUUAUCAUUUUCUUACCGUUCGUCUCGUCGUCUGUCGCUGUCGUGUCGUCCCGACUGUCGCCUCUUCUGUCGUAUCGGUCGCGACGACGACACGACUCCUCCGUCGUCUGCCUGUCGUCGAAACAAAUCAAACGUUUUUUAUAAUUACGAAAAACAACAGAAAAAAUACACAACAAAUCGAUCGCCAAUUCGUGCCUUUUAUGACAGUAUUUUUGCAUUUAAUUAUCAUAACUAUUAUUAUUAAUUAUUAUAUGAAUUAUUAAUGAGAAAAAGACAC